Messenger RNA from Mucor velutinosus, 393 nucleotides. RefSeq lists its product as uncharacterized. The record is from RefSeq and is a predicted model, not a curated record. Lineage: Eukaryota; Fungi; Mucoromycota; Mucoromycetes; Mucorales; Mucoraceae. The transcript is spliced from 3 exons. The coding region runs from base 1 to 393 and encodes 130 amino acids.
AUGUAUCCCAAGCAUUCAGCGGCCUGUUCAUGGCAACCAGAUAGCCAGUUGUCAAAUACAAUAGCACCCAAGUGGAACCUACAAACAGCAAAGGAAAGUCAAGAGCACGAAGAUACAAUUAAAAAACUCGAAUCUAAAUUAAGGAAACUCAAACAGCGGCCUAAUAAUCACUACUCAUACAAACGGAUGCCAGAAGCAUCACAGUCUAUACUAUCAUCUGAAUCUGAUAUCGAGGAUAGCAUUGAUUCGGAUGGACAGGCUGAAGAAGAGCAAGAAGAGGGACUACCGCUGCUAUGGAAGAGCAGGUCCACCGCGCUUGAAGACAUACCCAAGAAGACAGAAGAUCAAUACAACCAUGCAUGGCCAUUUAUAACUUGCUGUUUUAACUGCUAA